AUGCCACGCGAGGACCGAGAGCGCCGGGACGAGGUGCUCCGCCGCCGAGCGAUCUUGCGUCCGGAUCUCCGAGAAGAUUCGGCGUACGCGCUCAACUCCUACAACUGGAUCCCGUUCGGGGCGUGGGAGUUCGACCUAAACGAUGCAUAUUGCAAUCCAAACUCGCAAACUGCACCACAAGUUGUCAUCCAGCGCGCCGAGCUAGCGAACAUGGUGGCAUCAAGGACAGCAUCUAUGCGUGUAGGAGCUGACAUGAAGAUGGUGACAUGCCUCCUGGCGUUCACCAUCGUUUUGCUCUCGCAGUGUCCCGUCGCCUCCUCGAGGUCGCUGACCUCGUUCUCCUCACAUGGCGCCGAUGCACAGCCGGAAGGCGGCCGAACGUCUCGCGCGGUGCUCCAGCCUCCAACCGCGGCUGCCGAUCAACCGCCGCGACGCGGCAUGGGCGACGACGCCGUGCAAUCGCUGGCAAAGAGCAGCGGCCUUUUGAAGAAAAAGAGCCACGCCAAAGCGCCGCCCAAGCACCACGGGCAUGGCCACCACGCUCCUCCGGCGGACCUUUCGCCACCGGCGCCUGAUACGUACGGCGACCAGCCACCGGAGGCACCGGCGCCGACGUGGCCGGAGCCGCAGCCGAAGCCGGGCAACCAGUGGCCGCCGUUCCGCCCGCCACCGCUCCCCGCAUGGCCGCAUCCGGACAGCAACUGGCCGCCGCUGCCGCCGUUCCCUUUCCACCCACCGCCGCUCCCUGCAUGGCCGCAACCAGAGCCAGGUAAGCAGUGGCCACCGCUACCGCCGUUCCCUGCAUGGCCGCAGCCAGAACCAGGAAAGCAGUUGCCGCCGUUACCUGCAUGGCCACAGCCAGAACCAGGAAAGCAGUGGCCGCCGUUCCCUGCAUGGCCACAACCGGAGCCAGGCAACAACCAGUGGCCGCCGCUGCCGCCUUUCCCGGAAUGGCCAGAACCGGAGCCAGGCAAUAAUCAGUGGCCGCCUUUCCCACAAUGGCCACAACCCGAGCCAGGCAACAAUCAGUGGCCACCGCUCCCGCCGUUCCCGAUACACCCGCCGCCGAUGCCCACAUGGCAGUGGCCACCGGAACCGUCCUUCCACGGCGAGGAGGAGCGGCGCACAUCUAGUCUGCCGCCGCCGGUUCCAACGGCGAACUGA
Messenger RNA from Lolium rigidum, 1164 nucleotides. RefSeq names its product vegetative cell wall protein gp1-like. The record is from RefSeq and is a predicted model, not a curated record. Lineage: Eukaryota; Viridiplantae; Streptophyta; Magnoliopsida; Poales; Poaceae. The coding region runs from base 1 to 1164 and encodes 387 amino acids. The transcript is spliced from 2 exons.